This is a messenger RNA of Oldenlandia corymbosa var. corymbosa, 1053 nucleotides long. NCBI's taxonomy places the organism in Eukaryota, Viridiplantae, Streptophyta, Magnoliopsida, Gentianales, Rubiaceae. The record is from the annotation of a GenBank genome assembly.
AUGGUUGGGUCUGGUCCACGGAGACUUGACGAGGUAUUUGAUCAGUCUAGUCUGGACUGGGAGAAUGUCAUUGACGAAGAAAAUGUUCCAUUUGAGAAUUUCGACUCGGAUGGGUAUGAUCAUUUCGAAGAUGACACACCUCCAUCUCCACCCCCAGUUAGAUCUCCCACUGUAGUUAGACGCCUUACUGUUUGUUAUGGCGGCACACAACCUGAGGUUAGUGAUUGUCAUAAUUUGGCCAUGAGGAUGUUGUUAGUGCCUGUUGAGGAUCUAGUCACUAGUAAAUCAUAUCUGGGUGGGAGGAUUCAAGGGAAGGAAGUCCUGAGGUAUUGCCGUAUUGGUCGGUCUGCUCGAGAUCAAGUGAUUGCCUGGUUAUGGCUCAUGUUAGAGAAUACGUUGUUUACAGAUAGGAGCGGGACUCGGAUUAGAGUGGCAAUUCUCUCAGAGAUUAUUGAUGACCUAACACUUGUCACGAGCUUUCGUGGGGCUCUGGCGUGUCCACCAGAGCGGAAAAUGCCUCAUUCUCCGGGUCCUGAUAAUAGCGCAGAGCGUCUGAAGAAACUUCGGCGGGAGAUCGACGGCUUGACAGCAGCAGAUGUGACAUGGUUGCCUUAUGGACUCGAGCCUGUUGACGAUGAUCUGAGGACUUUGUACAAUGGUGGAUACAGUACCGAGAUAUUAUUGAGUCAUACUUGCCUGCACGAGUAUUGCGCCAGAUUGUGUACAUCCAGACCAUUCCUCCACCUAUCCCUAGACCCUCGGAGUUACAAGCUCGAUCUAGGCGAGUUACAGCCGAGUGAUAUAGAUGAGACUGCAUGCGUAGAUUGUUACCUGGACUGGUACAUUCGAGUUUCGCAUCCUCUGCUUGUUUUGGAUCGCGCUACUGUUGGGACUUUGAGAGCGGGAGUUGGAAACAUAUCUCACUGGAUCAACCGACUGUCUAUGUUAUCUAGAAUCACACUAGGUGAAUUGGGCAGAUGGGAUCCAGAGACUGUAAGGAAACAUCAGGCAUUGUUUGCUCAAUUCACCAAGGAUUUUCAUUCGAGUCAUUGA